Molecule: messenger RNA, 5931 nt
Organism: Zychaea mexicana
Lineage: Eukaryota; Fungi; Mucoromycota; Mucoromycetes; Mucorales; Lichtheimiaceae
Exons: 6
Coding region: 1-5931 (1976 amino acids)
Biological process (GO): mitotic spindle organization; microtubule-based movement
Molecular function (GO): ATP binding; microtubule binding; microtubule motor activity
Source: RefSeq, a predicted model, not a curated record
AUGGGAUUCGGUAAUCAUACAGCAACCGCAUCCACCAGCGCAACAACAAACACAUCUACGAACUCCAAAGAAACAACGCCUGUCCAAGUCGCACUACGAGUACGACCUCUCACUUCGUCGGACCGAGCACAACCACGAUUUUCACAUUCAACCGAAUCCGAUGUCAUCAAGACAUUCGAAUCCAGCAUCACGGUUGUGCCACACCAGAAGGCAUUUUCAUUCGAUCAUGUGUUCGAUACAGAAAGCACUCAGGAACAAGUAUUUACUGCAGUAGCCUCCAGAAUGGUUGAUCGAUUCAUUGAUGGCUAUAAUGUCACUAUUCUCGCAUAUGGUCAAACGUCGUCUGGAAAAACAUAUACGAUGGGCACUGAGAUUGAUGACAAUCGACAACCAGAACAUGAAGGCAUUAUUCCACGUGCGAUGGCACAGCUGUUUCAGCAAUUGUAUCAACAACAACAUCCACAUCAUCAUCAACAGAAACAACACCCACAUUAUCAUCAACAGAAACAACAACAACAACAACAACAACCAGCCAUCAGUAAGAAUAGUCGGCGACCUGUCAGCACUACUGGACCAGCCGGCGGAAGCAGUGGGCUGCGUACACCCGGAAGCACAAAUAGCACCAGCAGGCGGAUCAUCCCUUGUGCAUCCAAUGCCAAGCUGCGGCCAUCGUCCAUGAUAACUCCCCCAACCACGUCCAACAGCAGUGGCAGUAACGGAAGUGGAAUUAACAACAGCAAUAGUGCUGCUGCUGCUGCUGCUCGUCGUGGAUCGACGCCAGCCUUGACGGUUACAUCAGAACACAGCAACAGUAAAACAUCACGGCAUUCUGUUAAGGUGUCAUUCGUCGAAAUAUACAAUGAAGAACUCGUGGAUCUGCUAAACCCAGCCCCGCCCACGGAACGGCCGCCUGUGACUAUACGUGAAGACACCAAGGGUCAAAUCUAUUGGACCGGUGUUAAGGAGGUUGCUGUGGAAAGUACAGAGGAUGUACUAAGGUACCUUCAAAUGGGCACCCUCAACCGUGCUACAGGAUCGACAGAUAUGAAUGCCAAAUCAUCACGGUCACAUGCCAUCUUUUCAGUCACCCUUAAGCAAGAGAAAUGGGUUAGCAACAAUGCUGCUGCUUCUGCUACUGCUGCUGCAGCCACGCCCAAGGCAUCCCUGUCGACGCAAGUUCGCAAUAGCCGUGAAGGUAGCCCAGCUCCAACAUCGUCGCGCUCGUCCAUGAUCGGCUCGCCCAUGAUGAAUCGCAGAUCGAGCACUUUGAACGUACGCGCCAUGGUGGGCCAGAUGGAAAAACGCCAGGUUCAAACCAUCGACAGCGGCGACGAAAACAAUAAUGACGACGACGGCAAAUGGGUCGUAAGCAACUCAAAGUUCCAUUUUGUCGAUUUGGCCGGCUCGGAACGAUUGAAACGAACCGCAGCUGAAGGCGAUCGACGCAAAGAAGGUAUCAACAUCAAUGCAGGUCUUCUCGCGCUCGGCAAUGUCAUUUCAGCCCUCUCCGAACCAUCUAAACGCUCGGCCCAUAUCCCGUACCGUGACUCUAAGCUGACGCGACUGCUGCAGGACUCGUUGGGUGGAAACGCCACCACCUUGAUGAUUGCCUGUGUCAGUCCUGCCGAAGUCAACUUGGUGGAGACCGUCAACACCAUCAAGUAUGCCCAUCGUGCAAGGAAUAUCAAAAACAAGGUUGAGCGUAACGAGGCCGAAGAAUGGAUGACCAAUGAUAAUCCUGAUUUUCUGCGCGGCAUAAUCAACAAACUCAAGACAGAAGUCCGUUCUUUAAAGUCUGCUUCUACUUGUACGUCGUCAACCUCUUCGUUACAACCACCAUCUCCUACUGUCAAGCAAUCACUACAAUCACAACAGCAGCAGCAGCAGCUACAGCAGCAGAUUCAACAGCCACAAUUACAUAAUGGUAAUCUAAGCCAGUUUGCUCCAAAUGGUCCACCCUCAUGCUCAGUCUCCGAUACAGAUGCACCACAUCCGAUUUCCACUUGCGGAUCGUCUUCAGCUACCACAACCAUUACGGUUCCUGAUGCCAAUGACUUGGACAAUCAGGCCCUUGUAGCUGAUCUUCGACGACAGAUCGAAGAGCUUCAGAAUGAAGUAACGGUGACACGCGAGCGAAAUCAGCUGGUCGAGACUGAACUGCGACAAGUUCGACACAAGAACAAAAAGAACAACAAAAACAACGGUGUGGCAACUGCUGCUACGGUGUCUGAUAUGGAUUUUCAACACUUGGUAGAGCCUGUAAUUGAAGAGUACGAAAAGUCGAUAUCUACGCUCGAGUCACAGCUCGCCAUGGUGCGUGCCGCCCUGUCACAUUCGGAUCAAGUGCUUGCAGACCAAGAGUCAAAAAUUACACAAUACGAAUCGAUGCAUGUGACAGAACAACAAGCAUUGAACGAGAUCAAGACACGUCUUUCGAAAUCCGUCGAGCGCGAGCAGACCAGUGAAAGCUAUAUUACUGAGCUCGAGGCCAAGUUGGCCAAGUCUGUGCAAGAUGCCAUGCAAGACCAGCACGUCCUCAACGAUCUCAAGACCAAGAUUGUCAAGCUCAAGGAGAUGGAUGAAAGCACCGAGAGCUAUAUCGGUGAGCUCGAAGGACGACUGUCCUCAUCUGAAAAGGAGCGAGAUCGAUUGAUUAAGAUGACCGAAGAAGCUCAAGAACGAUUGGUCGAACAAGGUGCCCAAUUGGACAAGAUCAAGCGACAGUUGUCGUUGACAGAGGCGGAUGCUACACAAAAGCUCUUGCUCCAGGAUCUCAAUCAGUCACAUGCUCGCUGUCGUGAGCUUGAGCAAGAACUGGCAGAACUGCGCGAAAGCUUUGAUAAAGUAACGACGUCAGAGCAUGAUGAUGAUGACGACGACGACAUGCUGCUUCUGCAGGAGCGAGGUGUUGCAGCACAUGGAUCCCUUCCGACUUCAACCAGUAACCGGUCCCUCAAGGACGAGCUUCAGCGCGAUCAAGACCAUGUCAAGAUUGAACAACUCAAACAACAGCUCGAGCAGAAAGUGAGCCAAAUUGAUGCAUUGGAAGACCAGAUCAUACAAGCAGACGCCACAACCCAACAUAAGAUCCAAGAGCUUCAGGAACAAGCCGAACGAAAAGAACGCGAGGUCAAGGAACUAGAGGAUCGUUUAACCGAGGUCGAGUCGCUACGUGACGAGCUUGCGAAAGCACGGGAUGGACAAUCGGAAGAAAUUGCCCGACUCGAAGCAUGCUUGGCGUCUGUCCGACAUGAUCUGGAUGCCAGCCAAGCCGAGCUGCAUGCACAGCGACUGCAAAACGACGCGCUGCAACAAUCCACUUUGGAGAGAAUUACCGAGCUUGAGUCGCAGAUUCAAUCCACCACCAAAACCGCGCAGGACCAGCAAAAGUCCGUGGUGGAAGAACUAGAGCGAGAAAAGAACCGAUUAGAAGCGAUGCUUCAAGAGCAAGAGCGCAAUGCUCAGUUGGCUCUAGCGACUCGCUUAGAAGAGCUGGAACGUGUCCAUGCCGAUGUGCACACACUCGUGCUGGUGCAAGCCAAGCAAGAUGCUAUUAUUGCCAGUUUGGAGCUCAAGAUGGAAGCUAUGGAGGAUCUUGUCGCUAGUCUGCGCGAGCAGCUUGCCGAUCGGGAUCGUCAGAUUGCCUUGCUCGAGAGUGACAAUAGCGAAAAGGCGCGGAAUACGCUUGAUUUGCAGAGCCAGGUGCAGCGGGUGCUUCACGAUGUUCACCAAGUAGGACAAGAGAGACAGCAACUCGACAAGGUCAUCGAGUAUCUUGAAACAUCACUCCGGAAGCAAGAUCUCAAGGCAGACAAGACAACCUUGGCUCUGCAGGAUCUGCAGGCUCGGUAUGCAGCGUGUGAGGCGGAUCUACAAAACAAGAUCCAGGCCAUCCAAGUUCUCGAAGGAGAAAAGAACAGUGUCUCGGAUGCACUGCGUGACAUGACCGACCGUGCCUUCAAGAACGAUCAAGUCAUUGCUUCCUUACGCGAGCAGAUGGAUGGUGUCUCUUUGCGGGAUCUUGAUAUGCGUCAAAAGGUGGACGAGUUGGAGGACCUGUUGCGCAAGGGCCAUGAAGAGCGCGGUGCGGUCAGUGACGAUCUUGUCACUACCAAGUCCAAGCUGGAGGCGGCACAGAUAUCGCUGGAAGCGCACAAUCAGCGUACCAGCAUGUUGGAAACGACCAUUGCACAGCUUGAAGAAACAAUCGAAACCGAGCGCUCUUUGGCGGCACAAGAUGACAUGUCGGGCAUGAUGGCUGAGUUGCGCGACAAGCUCCAAGUACUGACCGAGGCCAAGCAAGAUGUGCAGCAAGACUUUAAAGCAUGCUUGCGUGAGCUCGAACAGACGCGUCGCAUCAAUCAGGAUCAGGAAAACAUCAUUCAGUCGCUCGAAUCGUCGCUUCAGGCUAUGCAGACACGAUUGGAAGAGGCGGUCCAAAGUCAUACGCAGAAAUCCGACCAGAUUCAAUCAUUGCAAGAGCAGCUCAACAGCCGACGUCGCCUCACCAUUGACACCAACACAAGCCGAGACAGUGGGCUACCUGACGAACGCCGCAUGUCAGACCUAGUCAAGCGUGUGGAAGAGCUUGAGCGAGAAAACCAAAUCUUGUCGUCAAGCCAAUCGUCGUCCACCAACGGCAGCAGCGACGACCUGGGUCGACAGCACUUUGUUGUACCGGAUGACACGGCGCAAGACUCGGUACAAAAGCUGCAAUCACGAUUCCGGGACAAGCUCAGUGACAAGGAAGGUCAAGAGGAGCUGUUGGAGAAGUUGAUGCAAUUGAUGGGCGAAAACUCGCAAAUGUCGGUUCAAGUCAAUGAUUUGGAAGCACAGCUUGUGUUGCAACGAAGCCAGCUUACUCUGGAAAGCAAAAACUUGGAGUUGGAGGUCAUGAAAUUAUCGGCCGCCAACGAACGGUUGGAGAAGGAAAUGGAGCAAGCAAUGCCGCGUAGCCAGAGCAGCUUGAGUGGCAAUCUAGCGGGAGUUAUUAGCAGCAGCACAAGCAAUAACAACCAUGUCAGCGGCAACCGGGACUCGCUCUUGUUCACGUCGCCGCCACAGACGCCACGCGUAGCUUCACCACCGCCUAGCACUGCGCCCAACACAUUGCAUCAAAAACUCCAGCGAGACUGGUCAACAUCCAGUCUUGCGACAAAGCUGCAAAAGUCAGGAUCAUUGCGAUCCGUAAUCGCCGGUGAACCCUUCAUCACCACCGAUGAAACCAACCGUCGAGCGUCGACAAAUUCAAUGAUUCGGCCAACGGCAACGACGUCACUGACGACAUUGUCAACAUCACAACGCAACAGAGCACAAAGCACAGCAACGGCAACACAACUCCCACCGCCCACUGCUCCUCCUACCAACCCAUUACCGCCUGUGCCAUCACCGUCAUCCUCCACCAUGCCAUACACGAGCUCAACAUUGCAACAACAACAACAACAACAACCUGCACGUUCUGUUUCGACACCUUUACUCCAUCGCCAAAGCUCGAGCGGAAGCACGACGAUCAGCGACAUUCUGAACAGCAACGGCAACUUCACAUCCGACCAGUAUGAAAAGAUCAUCCGCUCACUACAACGGAAAGCGCAGGUGGCAGACAAUGAUGUGCGGGCGCACCAGGAAGUGAUUAGCAAGUUGGAAGCACAACUGUCACGCUCUGAGACUGCAGUGCGCGAUGUGAAACGGCAGCUGGAGACGCUGAAUCGCGAAAAGCAGACGUACAUCAUGGAGAUGGAGAACCUAAGGUCACAAGUGACAAGGGCUCAGGAUGAUGCCAGUGUCGAUUUGGAACGCGAGGAAAUCAAAAAGCUGCAGGAUGAACUGUCGAGUGAGCGCGUACUGAAGGAAAAGGCAGAAAAGGCGCGUCAUAUUCUAGAGCACCGGAUGGAAGAGCUCAUGUCCAAGAGAAACAAGUUUAUGUGUUUCUAG